UCUAUCUAUCUAUCUAUCUAUCUAUUUAUCUAUUCAAAAAUUUCGUACAAUCCGUUGCUAUGUUUCACGCAAGCGUUCGCGUAUGUACGAAAUUUGUUAUUUAAAAAAUCUUUUCUUUUCUUUAUCCUUUUCUUUAUUCUUUCUCUUGUCGUUCUCCUCAUCAACCGUUUCACGCGUCUUCGUCUUCAUUGAAAACUCUGUUUUGGAAAUCUAACGUGAGAUUAGAAAACGGAGUUCUGAUAUAACUUGCUAAAGCGAGACAAAUAAGAUGAGUUCUCGGAAGAUUUGUAUUUCGCGCUUCGCGCAAUUUCUCCUGAUAGUUUGCUGUUUGUUAGAGUUAUCGAUGAAAGCUUGCAACGCAACAGAAUCGAACGUAACACGAUCCAUCUUGGACGACGAAGACGAUGAGGGUGAAAGUGAAGAGGAAAUUACAUUUGCUGAAUUUAAAGAAAGAUAUAGAAGACUUAUACCGUACAUGGCCUUUUACGCAGCUAACAAUAAUCUAAACGUACAAUCAAUAAUACCUGGAAAGAAUUUUGUCAACGUGCCAUCGAACGACGGAGUUACGUCAUCAAGAAGAUCGCAACAGUAUCAACCCUCUUACUCUCGAACCAACGUCGGCACCAGAAACAACAUUCUAAACAAUUACAGAACCAACAACGUUCAGAAUCAAUUGAGAAAAUUUGUCCCGUCCGUCCAAUACGAUCCAAACGAUAUUAACGGCGAUACAGAUUAUUUCAUACCGAUAAGAUACAAUACAAAGGUAAAUCACCUUGAUUAUUAUUCAUCAUCCACGUAUAAUCCGUAUCAAGAUCAAAAACAAUCACAUGCAGAAGUAACGAACACUAACACAGACGAGAACAUACAAAAGGAUGAUCGUCGAUACGGUAGACCUAUUCGACCCUAUCUUUCAACAGGCAAUACAAGAGAAUACGUUAACAGGAAUCAAGGGUUGAAACCUAUCCAAACGAAUUACCCUCAAGAUUACGUGUACGAUCACGUAAGUGGUUCAUCGUCAAAAGGAAAACCUAUCGUUGAUAUUAAUUAUCCUAGUGAAGACGUCGAGUCUCUUCGAUAUAUUCCCCAGCCAGUAAUAUCGAAAGGUACCCAACAAACCAUAAACGUUCUUGAUACUCCUCCUCCUCCUCCUCCUCCUCCUCUUCCUCCUCCUUCUCCUCUUCUUUCUCAUGUUCCUAUUAAUGGAAGACAACCGGUCAACGUUACACCACAGAGGAAUUUAAAUUUUGUUAAUUUAAAUCCAAUAAUCGAAAGUUUUCAAUUAACCGAACGCCUACCCGAAACACUGGAUAAAAAUAAUUUGGACAACAGUAUAAAAACGCUCAUUGAAAUACUCAACAUUCUUCACAAAGCGAAAAUAGAGGAAUUCCCACAAUUGCCUCAACCAUCCGUUGUUACUACUAGACCGAUUCAAAGACCCUCUAAUUAUUACCAGAAAUUACGUACAAAUACACGACCGAAAGUAAUUACGGAAUCUAGGUUCCCAGCGGUCCCAACGUCUUUGUUAAUACCGGAUGAUCCGGACCGUUUAAAACCGACAUCUUCUUACGUGAACGAAGUCAAAGCUAAAGUGAUUGUUAAACCUGUUGCUUACACGGUUGACGAUUUCAAAUCGACUCCUUCCUACAAGGACAACGAAUUUCGUCUAGUUACACCUAAGUUACCCGUGCAAUCGAGUUACCCUAUUACGGAUGAAAACAAUGAUAAGAAACUCGUACAUUUUCAAACGGCUUAUACACCCCAAGAUAUCUCUCAACAAAAUCAUAACAAUAAAAAUCCAUUGGAAAUAUCGACUCAACAUUCUUACGAAAUCACCGAAGAUCUUAGCGACGAUAUAAUAGAUCCAAGUCGUUUUACAAUACCGCAAAUAAUUACUGAGACAACGACGGUGUCCAAUCAAAAACAAAAUGUCGUCGAACAAAACGAAAUUUCUACUUCUCGGCCAACCAUUAAUCAUCCGUCCUUGAAAUAUGGUGUCACUCGUGGCAAACCAAACGUCGAUUAUCCGGCUUACGCUGUUAUUCCGGAAACCGAAUUCAGUUGUAAGAAGCAACGUUACAAAGGAUUUUUCGGUGAUCCAUCGACCGGUUGUCAGGUAUGGCAUUACUGCGACCUUAAUGGCGGCAAAUCGUCAUUCCUGUGCCCGAACGGUACCAUCUUCAGUCAGGUUGCAUUGACUUGCGAUUGGUGGUUCAAUGUCAAGUGCGAAUCUACGACUCAAUUGUACGUUCUCAACGAACGUCUAUACAAAUAUAUCCUUCCGAUAAUGCCGAAAUUCCCGGAAGACUUUACCGGUCCGGAGGUCGAUCGAUAUUUAGAGAUCAAAUUCAAGGAAAUGGAAGCUAAGCUAAAAGAAAAAAAAUUAAAGAAACAACAGGAGAGAAAGGACAAGGCCAAGGGCAAACCGAUCGACGAUAACAAUAAUAAAAAUCGUGAAUAAUUUUUAAUUGCGAAUGGAAAAUUAAAUUAUAUCGAUUAUGCUCUUUUUUUAAACGUAUAUUAUAUACGUGUAUUAUAUAU
This is a messenger RNA of Vespula pensylvanica (western yellowjacket), 2538 nucleotides long. RefSeq lists its product as uncharacterized. Gene Ontology annotation, molecular function: chitin binding. The transcript is spliced from 3 exons. NCBI's taxonomy places the organism in Eukaryota, Metazoa, Arthropoda, Insecta, Hymenoptera, Vespidae. Gene Ontology annotation, cellular component: extracellular region. The record is from RefSeq and is a predicted model, not a curated record. The coding region runs from base 269 to 2458 and encodes 729 amino acids.